Molecule: messenger RNA, 4395 nt
Organism: Plasmodium coatneyi
Lineage: Eukaryota; Apicomplexa; Aconoidasida; Haemosporida; Plasmodiidae
Product: Multidrug resistance protein
Exons: 1
Coding region: 1-4395 (1464 amino acids)
Biological process (GO): transmembrane transport
Cellular component (GO): membrane
Molecular function (GO): ABC-type transporter activity; ATP hydrolysis activity; ATP binding
Source: RefSeq, a predicted model, not a curated record
AUGAAAAAGGAUCAAAGGCAAUCAAUAGACGAUAGUAGCCGGAGUAAAAACCUGAGUAUUAAAGAUGAAGUGGAAAAGGAAUUGAACAAGAAGGGUACCUUCGAAUUGUAUAAGAAGAUAAAGACCCAGAAAAUUCCCUUCUUUCUACCGUUCAAAUGUUUGCCGCCAAGUCAUAGGAAGCUGUUAGGCGUAUCCUUCGUGUGCGCCACUAUAUCAGGGGGCUCCUUGCCCUUCUUCGUGUCAGUUUUUGGGGUCAUUAUGAAGAAUAUGAACUUAGGAGAAAAUGUAAAUGAUAUUAUAUUUUCCCUCGUGCUGAUUGGUAUUUUCCAGUUUGUUCUGUCCUUCAUUUCGAGCUUCUGCAUGGAUAUCGUAACGACCAAAAUUUUGAAGACGCUGAAGAUAGAAUUUUUGAAAAGUGUAUUUUAUCAGGAUGGUCAAUUUCAUGAUAAUAACCCCGGCUCAAAAUUGACAUCGGACUUGGACUUUUACUUAGAACAAGUGAAUGCAGGGAUAGGGACGAAGUUUAUUACCAUAUUUACGUACGCAAGUGCAUUCUUAGGUCUAUAUUUUUGGUCCCUUUUUAAGAACGCCAGACUGACUCUCUGCGUAACGUGUGUAUUCCCCCUGAUAUAUAUCUGCGGUGUUAUUUGCAAUAAGAAGGCGAAGGUUAAUAAGAAAACGUCUCUCCUGUAUAAUAACAACACCAUGUCCAUCAUCGAAGAAGCAUUAGUUGGCAUUCGAACAGUUGUGAGUUAUUGUGGUGAGAAUACUAUAUUGAAAAAAUUUAACCUUUCAGAGAAGCUGUACAGUAAGUACAUGUUGAAGGCAAAUUUAAUGGAGUCUUUACACAUUGGUAUGAUUAAUGGGCUCAUUUUAGCAUCUUACGCUUUUGGUUUUUGGUACGGAACGAGAAUUAUCAUUUCCGAUUUGAGCAACGACCAACCUAGCAAUGACUUCCAUGGAGGCUCAGUCAUCUCCAUCCUGUUGGGAGUACUCAUCAGUAUGUUUAUGCUGACCAUCGUUUUGCCAAACAUAACGGAAUAUAUGAAAUCGUUGGAAGCUACGAACAGUCUGUACGAAAUUAUUAAUAGAAAGCCUCUCGUUGAAAAUAACAAUGAUGGAAAGAAAUUAAAGGACAUUAAAAAAAUCCAAUUCAAGAAUGUACGUUUUCAUUAUGAUACUAGAAAGGAUGUAGAAAUUUACAAGGAUCUUAAUUUUACCCUGACGGAAGGAAAAACAUAUGCAUUUGUUGGAGAGUCAGGUUGCGGAAAGUCAACCAUCCUGAAGUUAAUAGAAAGAUUGUAUGACCCAACUGAGGGAGAUAUCAUUAUUAACGAUUCGCAUAAUUUGAAAGACAUAAACCUCAAAUGGUGGAGAUCCAAAAUAGGGGUUGUUAGCCAAGACCCACUUCUCUUUAGCAACUCGAUUAAGAACAACAUCAAGUAUAGUUUGUACAGUUUGAAAGAUUUGGAAUAUUUAUCUGACCAAUUGGAUGAAGAUGGUUUUGCUUCUCAAAAUGGUGCUAAGAAGCGAAACAGCUGCAAAGCCCAAUGCGCAGGGGAUCUAAACGACAUGAUGAAAACGACCGACUCGACUGAACUGUUACAAGUGAGCAAGAACUACGAUACGAUUGAAGAUUCCGAAGUUGUUAGUGUUUCGAAGAAAGUGCUAAUCCACGAUUUUGUGUCCGCUCUUCCAGAUAAGUAUGAAACGCUGGUCGGUUCUAAUGCAUCAAAAUUGUCAGGUGGACAGAAACAGAGAAUCUCCAUCGCUAGAGCUAUUAUUAGGAACCCCAAAAUUCUCAUCCUCGAUGAAGCCACAUCAUCCUUAGACAACAAAUCCGAAUACCUAGUACAGAAAACGAUAAAUAAUUUGAAAGGAAACGAAAACAGAAUUACCAUCAUUAUCGCCCAUAGGUUGAGUACCAUCAGAUAUGCCAACACCAUUUUUGUCCUCUCCAACAGAGAAGGCGGAAACAGUUCCACUGUAGAUGUAGAUAUAAUCGGCGAAGACCCAACAAAGGACAACAAAGAAAGCAAUAAGAAAAAUGCAAAAAAAGGUGACAAGAACCAAAACGACAAAAUGUCCAACGCAGGAAGUUACAUCAUCGAACAGGGCACACAUGACUCACUCAUGAAGAACAAAAACGGAAUUUACUACACCAUGAUUAAUAAUCAGAAGGUGUCCUCCAAAAGUUCUGGUAACAACGAUAAUGACAAGGACUCAGAUAUGAAGAGCAGCGUUUAUAAGGAUUCUGAACGAGGUUACGACCCAGACGAAAUGAACGGCAAUGGAAAAAAUGGAGAUGAAAGUGCAUCAGGCAAGAAGAGUAAUAAGAUGAAUGAUGCAAAUACGGGUAACAAAAAUGCCGGAGGAAGAUUUGCCUUUUUGAGAAACCUGUUUAAGAGAAAACCCAAAGCGCCAAACAACCUCCGCAUGGUGUACAGAGAAAUAUUUUCGUACAAAAAGGACGUCGUCAUUAUAGCGUUAAGUAUUAUCGUAGCCGGAGGGUUAUACCCAAUGUUUGCUCUUUUGUAUGCUAAGUAUGUGUCCACGCUGUUCGAUUUUGCAAACCUGGAGGCGAACUCGAAUAAGUACUCCCUCUACAUCUUAGGCAUCGCCAUUGCCAUGUUCAUUUCGGAGACGCUGAAAAAUUACUACAACAACGUGAUAGGAGAGAAGGUGGAGAAAACCAUGAAACAUCGACUGUUCGAGAAUAUUCUGUACCAAGAAAUUAGCUUCUUUGAUCAGGACAAACAUGCCCCAGGAUUGUUGUCAUCACACAUUAAUCGGGAUGUUCAUUUGUUGAAAACUGGUUUAGUAAAUAACAUAGUCAUUUUUACGCACUUUAUAGUUCUCUUCCUCGUUAGUAUGGUUAUGUCGUUUUAUUUCUGUCCAAUCGUGGCUGCUGUGCUGACCGGAACGUACUUCAUUUUUAUGAGAGUGUUUGCUAUUAGAGCAAGAUUGUCAGCCAACAAGGAUGUAGAGAAGAAGCGAGUCAACCAACCAGGCACCAUCUUCGUAUACAACAGUGAUGAUGAAAUAUUUAAGGAUCCCAGUUUCCUGAUCCAAGAGGCGUUUUACAAUAUGAACACGGUUAUUAUUUACGGGUUGGAGGAUUAUUUCUGUACGCUGAUUGAGAAGUCUAUUGAUUAUUCGAAUAAAGGACAAAAGAGAAAAACGCUAGUCAAUUCUAUGCUGUGGGGUUUUAGUCAAAGUGCCCAGCUCUUCAUUAACAGUUUUGCCUACUGGUUUGGUUCCUUCCUAAUUAGUAGAGGUACAAUAGAAGUGGACGAUUUUAUGAAAUCCCUGUUUACCUUUUUGUUCACCGGUAGUUACGCCGGAAAGUUGAUGUCCCUAAAGGGAGAUUCAGAAAAUGCAAAAUUGUCCUUCGAAAAAUACUACCCCUUAAUUAUGAGGAAGUCCAAUAUCGACGUUCGAGAUAAUGGAGGCAUUAGAAUUAAGAACAGUAAUGACAUAAAUGGAAAAAUAGAAAUCAUGGAUGUCAAUUUUAGAUACAUGUCCAGACCAAAUGUCCCCAUUUACAAAGACUUGACCUUCUCCUGUGAUAGCAAAAAAACGACAGCUAUUGUUGGCGAAACCGGUAGUGGAAAAUCUACGGUAAUGAGCCUACUGAUGAGAUUCUACGAUUUGAAAAAUGACCACCACAUUGUUUUUAAAAAUGAUCACACUGGUGAGAUGAUGAACGAGCAAAACGAACAAGGCGACGAGGAACAAAACGUGGGAAUGAAAAAUGUAAACGAAUUCAGUUCAUCGAAGGAGCAUUUAGAUGGACAAAACGGUGCCGUGUUUAAGAACAGUGGAAAGAUACUACUAGAUGGGGUAGACAUAUGCGAUUACAAUUUGAAGGACUUAAGAAAUUUAUUCUCCAUCGUCAGCCAAGAACCCAUACUCUUUAAUAUGUCCAUUUAUGAAAACAUCAAAUUCGGCAAAGAAGACGCUACUAGGGAGGAUGUAAAACGUGCUUGUAAAUUUGCUGCGAUUGAUGAAUUUAUUGAAUCUUUGCCAAACCAGUAUGAUACGAACGUGGGACCCUAUGGAAAAAGUUUAUCAGGUGGACAGAAACAGAGGAUUGCCAUUGCAAGGGCGUUAUUGAGAGAACCCAAAAUUCUUCUGUUAGACGAAGCAACCUCUUCUCUGGACUCCAAUUCAGAGAAGCUGAUUGAGAAGACCAUCGUUGAUAUUAAGGAUAAAGCGGACAGAACAAUUAUUACCAUUGCACACAGAAUUGCCUCUAUUAAGAGAUCCGAUAAAAUUGUCGUUUUUAACAACCCAGAUCGAACUGGCUCCUUUGUACAGGCCCAGGGAACGCAUGAGGAGCUCCUGUCUAUACAGGACGGCAUUUAUAAGAAGUACGUCAAGUUGGCUAAGUAA